Molecule: messenger RNA, 654 nt
Organism: Chanos chanos (milkfish)
Lineage: Eukaryota; Metazoa; Chordata; Actinopteri; Gonorynchiformes; Chanidae
Product: claudin-9
Exons: 1
Coding region: 1-654 (217 amino acids)
Cellular component (GO): bicellular tight junction; membrane
Molecular function (GO): structural molecule activity
Source: RefSeq, a predicted model, not a curated record
AUGGCUUCGGCCGGCCUGGAGAUCCUGGGGAUGAUACUGGCGGUAGCCGGCUGGUUGGGAGUCAUGGUUGCCUGUUGCCUGCCCAUGUGGCGAGUGGCAGCAUACAUAGGUCAGAAUAUUGUGAUCACGCAGGUGGUCUGGGAAGGCCUUUGGAUGAGCUGUGUGGUCCAGAGCACAGGCCAGAUGCACUGUCGUGUCUAUGACUCCAUGCUGGGGCUACCCGUCGACCUGCAAGCCGCCCGUGCCCUCACCGUCGUCGCCACGUUUUUGGGCGUGGUGGGCAUCGCGCUGUCUGUCGCCGGGGCAAAGUGCACCAACUGCACGGAGGACGUCGCUAGCAAGCCGCGCAUCAUCAUGGCCGCCGGGGGCACCUUCGUCACCGCGGGGCUGCUCCUGCUGGUGGCGGUGUGCUGGACGGCCAACGUCAUCAUCCUGGAUUUCCACGACCCGUUGCUGGAGGAGACGCAGAAGCGGGAAUUUGGGAACUCGCUCUAUUUUGGAUGGGGAGCGUCUUGUUUGUUGAUCCUAGGGGGUGCGCUGCUGUCCUGCAGCUGCUCAUUAAAGUCACAGCGCAAUAACGUGCCAGGCAGAGUGGAGUACUCGUCAGUAAAGCCCAUAUCUGCCAAUGGAUAUGACAGGAGGGACUAUGUUUGA